Westerdykella ornata is the source of this 588-nucleotide messenger RNA. RefSeq names its product E set domain-containing protein. Gene Ontology annotation, cellular component: membrane; cytosol; cytoplasm. The transcript has 4 exons. NCBI's taxonomy places the organism in Eukaryota, Fungi, Ascomycota, Dothideomycetes, Pleosporales, Sporormiaceae. The coding region runs from base 1 to 588 and encodes 195 amino acids. The record is from RefSeq and is a predicted model, not a curated record. Gene Ontology annotation, biological process: Rho protein signal transduction. Gene Ontology annotation, molecular function: Rho GDP-dissociation inhibitor activity; protein binding.
AUGGCUGGCGACAACGACGAAGAAUUGAAGCCCGAGCAGACUGCCGGCUUCAAGGUCGGCCAGCAGCGCACCAUUGAAGAGUUGAAGGAGCUAGACAAGAACGAUGAAUCCGUACGCAAGUGGAAAGAGUCCCUCAUCGGAGGCGGCGACCUCUCCGACCCCAACGAUCCCCGCAAGUGCAUCAUCCUCUCCCUGGGUCUCGAAGUCCAGGGCCGCCCGGACAUCAUCAUCGACCUAAAGGACCCCUCCUCCCUCGAGACCCUCAAGACCAAGCCCUUCACAAUCAAGGAGGGUGCCGAGUUCCGCAUGAAGGUCACUUUCAAGGUCCAGCACCAGAUCUUGUCUGGCUUGAAGUACCUCCAGGUCGUGAAGCGCGCGGGUCUCAGCCAGAAGCACCAGGAGAUGAUUGGCUCCUACGGUCCCAAUACAAAAGACAAGCCAUUCUACGAGAAGAAGUUUGAGCCAGACACGGCCCCCUCGGGCAUGCUCGGACGUGGCAAGUACAAGGCCGUCUCCAAGUUCAUCGACGACGACAACGAGACGCAUCUUCAAUUCGAGUGGGCUUUCAACGUUGAGAAGGACUGGUAG